Rotaria sp. Silwood2 is the source of this 540-nucleotide messenger RNA. NCBI's taxonomy places the organism in Eukaryota, Metazoa, Rotifera, Eurotatoria, Philodinida, Philodinidae. The record is from the annotation of a GenBank genome assembly.
AUGAGUAUAUGGUAUUGUUUUGAAAAUUUUGUUGAAUAUGGUGUACAUUUUGAUGUUAGUACAGCUGCUGGGCAUAUUUUAACUGUUGGUUUAUAUAUCUUAAUUGGAGAUGGUUUUGAUACAGGUGUAUUUGGUAUUGUUACUCCUAAACAAUGGUUAUAUGCACAAGAUUUAGAUGUUAAUAUAUUAUCAUUAAGAGAAUCAGGUGAUCUUGAUAAUUUAAGACAAAAAUGGUUUCAAAUACAGAAUUGUCCUGAUUCAACUACAACAUCAACUGCAAUUGGAAUUGAAGCAGUAGGUGGAUUAUUUAUAACAUUUUCAGUAAUUAGAUUUUUAUUAUUAUUAUUAUUUAUAUGGGUGAAACGAUAUAAUAUUAAAAAUUAUUUAUCAACAUUGAUAUGUAGAAAAGAAUCUUCAAUUAAAGGAAAAUAUUCCAUGAAAACAAACUCAAAAGAAACUUGUAAAAAUGCACAAAAUCAUCAAAUGGCAUUGGCCGAUUUUCAAAUUUUUAAGCGAAAACUCUUUAUUUCGAGAAAAUAA